AUGUCCGACCGUGAAGGCCGGUAUUUUGCGAACGACCUUGGGACUGGCCUGGCAGACUCGCCCUCAAGCGUCGAGUCAUGGACCGAUCUUAACGCUGUGAACAUGGCUGCAACCGCUGGAACGAGUGUGGUGCCUGCUACAGGCGCCAGUGCCGGCAGCGAUGACCCCUCGCUCGGUCAACGGAUCGUGUCCGCGGCAUGCGGCAAUAUCCUGACUUCGCUCCUCGUGACACCUCUUGAUGUGGUCCGGGUUCGUCUGCAAUCGCAGUCGACGCAGGUCCUGAAUCUCUCGCCCUUCAACUCCCACACAACCCAAACCCUCAAAAAUUUCCCGCCAAACCUCGGUGUGACUGCGUGCUGUCGAGAAGUCUUCUGGGUUGGAGAUAAUGCUCAAAUGUGCAUGGUCGGCCAUAACGCGGGGACUCUGGGCAGCGGCCCGGCUGCAGCGGCCGAGUGCGCUGUCGAGGAGACGCAGCGCAGGACAUUCACGUCAACCCUGGAUGGACUACGAAAGAUCGCCCGUAAUGAAGGGACCUUGACGCUGUGGCGUGGGUUAAGCCCGACGCUGAUGAUGGGGAUCCCGGGGAAUAUCAUUUAUUUUGCCGGGUACGACUGGCUACGCUCCGAUGACCGUAGCCCACUGAAGCAACAUGUGCCCGAGGUGUACGCCCCCUUAAUUGCCGGAUCUGUUGCUCGAGUGGUCGCUGCGACGGCCAUCAGUCCGAUUGAGAUGUUUCGUACCCGACUCCAGGCAACUCCGGGCCAUGGAGCAGGUCACUUCCGUGCGACACUGCAAGGCCUCCACCAGAUGACCCAGACGGGGGGUUACAGUUCUCUCUGGCGCGGGCUGACGCUGACCAUGUGGCGCGAUGUCCCCUUUUCGGGGAUGUACUGGUGGGGGUAUGAGGAAGUGAAGAAGGCUCUUACCGAAGUCCGCACGCGAUCCCACGGUCACAUUCUCGUCGAACCAGAGAACCGGACCAAUACCUCCGCCUGGCUGGACAGCUUCAUUGCCGGAGCUGCCUCGGGCUCCCUGGCCGCCUUCGUGACAACACCCUUUGACGUGGGCAAAACACGCCAACAGGUCUUCCGACACAUGGGCGACGGCCUACCGCAGUCGUCCGCCGCCGCCGCCGCAGAAGCAGUCACCCACCCGGAACAGCUCUCGCUGCCCCGAUUCCUCAUGCACAUCUUCCGGGAAGAAGGGAUGGCCGGUCUCUUCCGCGGCUGGGUUGCUCGCUGCCUCAAAGUGGCCCCCGGUUGUGCCAUCAUGAUCUCAACCUACGAAGCCGGCAAGAUGAUGGCCCGCAAUGUCAACGAACGCAGAAACUCCGUCUCGGAAGACGUUUGA
This is a messenger RNA of Penicilliopsis zonata CBS 506.65, 1350 nucleotides long. RefSeq lists its product as hypothetical. The record is from RefSeq and is a predicted model, not a curated record. Bases 1 to 1350 code for a protein of 449 amino acids. Gene Ontology annotation, biological process: mitochondrial transmembrane transport. NCBI's taxonomy places the organism in Eukaryota, Fungi, Ascomycota, Eurotiomycetes, Eurotiales, Aspergillaceae. The transcript is spliced from 2 exons.